AUCUCUGAACGUGUUUGUCCGUCUGUGUUUUCGCUCCGCCUCUCGAGCCGACUCUGCACUGGAGCAGACAUUAAUGUCCACAUUGGACGAUUAAACAUUUAGAAUAAUGCAUCCACAGUUACUGUGCAGUGGCGUGACCACCGUGGCCGCCCGUCGGAUGCGAAACAUUGUGGGGUCAUUGUUAGGAAGAGAUGGCUGGACGCGCCGAACUCACGAGGUCAAAAGCGUGAGCACUUCUUCAGGCGACACCAUAAACAUCGGUGAAGUCUCUUAUAAACUCAAAAAACCUCAGAAUCCAGAACUCGUCCCCGUCAAACACUUUUCAGACUCACUGCCUCAGACUGUUGUUCAACACCUUCGUUGGAUAAUGCAGAAAGACCUUUUAGGCCAAGAUGUGUUUCUUAUUGGACCCCCAGGAACCCUGAGACGAUCAAUAGCAAUGCAGUACCUUGAGUUGACUAAACGGGAAGUGGAAUAUGUCACUCUUUCCAGAGACACAACAGAGACUGAUUUAAAGCAGAGGAGAGAAAUUUGUUCAGGGACGGCCUUCUACAUUGACCAGUGUGCUGUAAGAGCAGCAACACAGGGUCGGGUUCUGGUUCUGGAAGGGUUGGAGAAAGCAGAGCGAAAUGUUCUUCCAAUCCUUAACAAUCUGCUGGAAAACAGAGAGAUGCAACUGGACGAUGGUCGUUUUCUAAUGGCAGCUGAGCGCUACGACAAACUGCUCCAGGAGCAUACCAAAGAGGAGUUGGACAGAUGGAAGAUUGUUCGUGUAAGCGAAGACUUCUGGGUCAUCGCCCUUGGUAUUCCUGUUUCCAAGUACAAAGGGAACCCAUUGGAUCCUCCUCUUCGCUCUCGUUUCCAGGCCAGAGACAUCUAUUACCUACCAUUCAAGGAUCAGCUGGAAUUGCUAUAUGCAGCAGGGGCAAACGUUCCUGCAGAAAGGGUGUCCCAGCUGCUGUCAUUUGCCACCACGCUGUGCUCCCAAGAAUCCUCCAGUCUAGGCCUUCCUGAUUUCCCAAUUGACAAUCUGCUUCCUGCUGUUCGUGUUUUGAACAUUUUCCCCAUGCUUCCUCUGCACAAGCUCAUUCACAGACUUUAUCCCUAUAAGAACUUCCUGGCCAAGGAUGGACACACUGCUGUUGAGGCUGUACUGAAUAAGUUUGAGCUUCUGGAAAACCAACUUCAGCAAACUCCCAGCUCUAUUUUGAGUGUGUCUGUGUCAAAGGAAUUUCAAGGCCAUGUGGAUGUAAAACUAAGCAUCGCAGACAAAGAAAUUACUUUUCAGAGUCCAGCAGGCACUAACGAGGCCCACCCCCCCCACAGCAACCCCACCUUCGUCAGCACACCAGGCCACUCGCAGCUGCUGGCUGAGAUGAUGCAGUCACACAUCGUAAAGGACAUCUGUCUGAUAGGUCCUAAGGGCUCUGGGAAAUCUGUCAUCGCCAGAGAGUUCGCCAACAUGUUGGGUUACAGUGUUGAGCCUGUCAUGCUCUACCAGGACAUGACAGCCAGAGACCUCCUCCAGCAGAGGUACACCCUCCCCAACGGAGACACAGCAUGGCGGCCAUCUCCACUCGUCACUGCUGCCCUGGAGGGCAAGAUGCUGCUUCUAGACGGAAUUCACCGGGUCAACCUGGGAACCCUGUCUGUGCUCUCUAGGUUGCUCCAGGAUAGAGAGUUGGAUCUUUAUGAUGGAACCAGGCUGCUGAGAUGGGACAGAUAUCAGACACUGAAGGACCAGCUGCAGUUGAGCGACCAGCAACUGCAGAAGAGGUCAAUCUUUCCCAUCCACCCUUCCUUCAGAGUGCUGGCUCUGGCUGAGCCUCCUGUCGUGGGUGGCAGUACAAGCAGUGAUAGCAGUAGAGGUCAGCAGUGGUUGGGCUCAGAGCUUCUCACUUUGUUCCUGUACCACACUGUCACACCACUGGCCAAAGCUGAGGAGAUGGACCUCAUACUGGGACUUACUCCUAACGUACCAAAAGAAGCAGCAGAGCAGCUGUUAAACUUCACACAUAGUCUACGUAGAGGAAAUGAUCCCACAGCUAAGUCUUUGGCCUCGUCAUUUUCCACCAGGCAGCUGCUGAGGAUUUGCCGCCGCCUCUCUCAAUACCCCGAGGAAAACAUCACCCACUCCAUUCACAAAGCAUGUCUCUCCAGGUUUCUGCCCAGUCUGGCUCGUGCCACUCUUGAAAAAACUCUUAAGAACUGUUCCAUGAAGGCCUCUUUGGAGGAUGCUGAAGGCAUUUCUGAUUAUUGCUGUGCGGUUAAAAACGGCGUGUUGACUAUUGGCAAAGUGUCGUCUCCCAUCUAUAGCUCUGUCCAAAACCUGAAAGUUCCUGAUGUCCUCUUCUAUGACAAUCCCCAGCACAUAAUGGUGAUGGAGGACAUGCUGAAAGACUUUCUCUUAGGAGAGCACCUCUUAUUGGUUGGAAACCAGGGUGUGGGUAAAAACAAAGUGGUGGACCGGUUCCUGCAUCUGCUCAACAGACCAAGGGAAUAUAUUCAGCUCCACAGAGACACAACGGUCCAGACUCUUACGCUGCAGCCUUCAGUGCGAGACGGUGUCAUUAUGUACGAAGACUCACCUCUGGUGAAGGCAGUGAAGCUUGGUCACGUUCUUGUAAUUGAUGAAGCGGACAAAGCUCCCACCAAUGUCACAUGCAUCCUCAAGACCCUGGUGGAGAGCGGCGAGAUGAUCCUGGCAGACGGACGCAGAAUCCUCUCCGAUCCAUACGAAGCCAAGGGGAAGCCCAAUGCCAUAAUCAUGCAUCCAGACUUCAGAAUGGUGGUCCUGGCCAACCGCCCUGGUUUCCCUUUCCUGGGAAAUGACUUUUAUGGAUCAUUAGGUGACAUUUUUAGCUGCCAUGCUGUGGAUAAUCCAAAGCCUCAGGCAGAGCUGGAGAUGCUAAAACAGUACGGCCCCGAUGUUCCUGAUGCAACCCUGCAGAAACUGGUGGCUGCAUUUGGGGAGCUUAGGUCCAUGGCGGAUCAGGGCACCAUUUCAUACCCAUACUCCACUCGAGAGGUGGUCAACAUCGUGAAACAUCUUCAGAAAUUUCCCAAUGAAGGUUUGGCGAAUGUUUUACGUAAUGUCUUUGACUUCGACGCGUACAGCAAGGACAUGCUGGAGGUUCUGAUAGAGGCUCUUCACAAGCAUGGGAUCCCCUUUGGAGCCAAGCCCACCUCUGUCAGCCUGGCUAAAGAAUUGCCUCUGCCAGAGGUCAGGAUGACUGGUUACUGGAGCAUUAACCAAGGGGGCAAUGCACGCCGCAAACUGCUUUGUCCCACUGAGACACACCCCGUGGAUGUAAAGGGCCCUGCGUUUCUACGCGUUCAGCGCCUUCCCUGCAACAGAAAAGAAAGCAGGGCUUUAAGUUUCACAGAAGAAAAAGCCAACUGGCAACUUCCCAUGAAUGAAGUCAACAUCAUCUGUGAUGUCACAAGUACAGAUGACAUUCUGUACGUGGCCACCUGUAACCCCGUGUCCCUUUACUCCAUGAAGAAGGAUGGAGAGACUAUUCAGUUGAUGGAGCUCUAUGAUGUGUUUCCAAGGACCAUCAGCGGCGUCUGGCAGCCUUUUGUUACUGUUGCUCCACUGGGGAGUCCGUUGGAUGGACAGGUGGUGUUGCAUGAGGAACAGAGUAAUACUGUGCUGCAUGUGGACCUGGUGACGGGUGCCGUGCGGCGGCUCACGCUUUCCCCUGACAGCGAUCAGACGUCCUCCAGUGUCUCUAACUGGUGGAGCGGAAAAGAACAACAGGGUGUGUACAAGGUCUGUCGAGACUUUGCACAUAAAAAUUGGCUUCUGUUCUACAAAGAAGAUCGCAAUCAGCUGGAUGUGCUCGAUGUCCUGGAGGGUUUGGUUCACUCCAUUUCCCUCCCCAUUAAUCUGAAGUCUGUCUUCUUGGUGGCAGAGGAUCGCUGGCUACUGGUAGAAAGCAACACCAACAAGAAGUUCCUGUUGACUAAGCCCAUGCACAUCGCAGCUGAACAGUCUGGAGUUUGUCAGCUGCACAGCAUCAGUGAGGAUUUGGUCAGUCCUGGCCAUGGAACUAGUGCUGUGGAGGUGUCCUUACCACAGAUGCUGUCGAGCGAACAGCUGCCUAAUGAAAACCUCAGCGCUGCUCUGAACCAGAAGAUCAUCUCCCCUAAUCGUCUGGUGGUAGACACUGGCUCUUUUGCACAGAUUGUUGUCGGCUUCCCAGAUCUUAUGUCUCCUAACGAGGUGUACAGCUUCCGGAGGCCCGCUGACCUGCAGACGAUGAAGGCCACUGAAAGCGGAGCUCAUCUUUUCUUCAGAAGUGGACUUCGAAGCGGCACAGCAAAACGGGAGAACUGCGUCUGUCUGCUCUCAGCCAACCAGGUGGUCAGAGCCAUUCCCCCCAACAAGGUGCCCUUGAAAGAGAUCUACCCCAAAGAUGUUACGCCUCCACUGGCAGCAGCAUAUUUGGAAGUUACGGAUCUGACCUCCAAAAAACUAAAGUAUAUUCCUGUGCCAAGGUCCAUGUCUGUAUCACCUUACACCAGCUGGCUGUCGAAGGUAUCAGAGAGUGAUGUGCUGACGUCUGCUCUUGGCCCUGGAAGCAUGGUCACAGUAGAUAUGGGCGGUUGCAUCCGGCUCUGGGAGACAGGGUUGGAGACCCUUCAGCGCUCACUGAUUGAGUGGAGGAACAUGAUUGGGAUGGAAGAAGGCAGCCCUUUACAGAUUACAAUUCAAAGGGACAGUGGCUUGGAUGUGUCUGCUCCAAAACAUGGAAAAGUAGACUUAAAUAAUGCUCCUCACGUUGGGGGAAACCAGUGGGCCGGGGGAACAGGUGGCAGAGACACUGCAGGACUGGGAGGCAAAGGAGGACCCUACCGUCUAGAUGCAGGCCACAAGGUCUACCAGGUGUCCCAGGCAGAAAAAGACGCUGUUCCAGAAGAAGUUCGCAGAGCAGCUCGUGAAAUGGCUGAAAAAGCUUUCAAAGAAAGGAUGAGGGAAAUUGGCAUGAGUGAAUACGACGCCUCAACCUACGAGCGCUUCUCCACCGCUGUAAGACGACAGGUUCAGGCGCUUCGCAUCAUCCUGGACAGCCUACAGGCUAAAGGAAAGGAACGUCAGUGGUUGAAGAACCAAGCGCUGGGAGAACUGGAUGACACUAAAAUCAUUGACGGACUAACAGGAGAGAAGGCCAUUUAUAAACGCAGAGCAGAGCAGGAUCCAGAGCUGGGCAGUCCACAGCAGAAGCCAAAGCGUCUGCGGGUGCUGGUAGACGUGUCGGGGAGCAUGUAUCGCUUCAAUGGUGUGGAUGGACGACUGGAACGCUCCAUGGAAGCUGUAUGCAUGGUCAUGGAGGCUCUGGAAAACUAUGAGCACAAGUUCAAGUACGACCUCGUGGGCCACUCAGGUGACGGCUUUGACAUUCCUCUGAUCACGACAAACAAAGUCCCAAAGAACAACAAGGAGAGGCUCAAAGUCCUCAAGACCAUGCACGCCCAUUCCCAGUUCUGCAUGAGCGGCGACUACACCCUAGAGGCCACAGAGGCCAGCAUUAAGGAGCUGGCACGAGAGGAGGCGGAUGAGCACUUUGUGGUGGUGUUGAGUGACGCAAACCUGGAGCGCUACGGGAUUCAGCCAGAGAGAUUCGCACAGGUCUUGACAUCUGAUCCUCAGAUCAAUGCCUUUGCCAUCUUCAUUGGCUCCCUUGGUGAUCAAGCUGAAAGACUCCAGAGGACCCUUCCAGCCGGGAGAUCAUUUGUUGCCAUGGACACCAAGCAGAUCCCCCAAAUACUGCAGCAAAUCUUCACAUCAACAAUGCUGUCCAGUGUCUGACAAGCCCACACGCAGUAGAAAACCCCACAAGUUCGAUCCAGGCAGCAGCUAAACUCUGCAUGUGGUUAAUUCUAAUCAGCAUCAAACUGUUCAGUAUAGCUGCAUCCGAGUCAGGCAAUGUAGGUAUUUUGACUUUUAGGAGAUGAAACAGCUCCAGUAGGGGGGUGUCCACCAUGGCAAUGUAAACCUGCAACAACUUGUGAUGAUGCUCAGGAUGACUGAACCCACAGACGGUGGUGAGGUAACGAUAAAUGCCUGCAGUCUCAGAGGAUCAGACGCAGCUUACCCGUCCUUUUGAAUGGUAUAGUUGGCUAAGCUAAUAAAGUCACAUGUAUUUGGGUUUUCCAGCAGGUUGAGCCAUGAACUUGACAGGGUUGUACUUAUUUCAAACUUCCGUUGAGCUUCAUGACAAAAACACUGAGACUCCCAUGAGGACACGAAGCUCAGCUGCUCUAAAAUUCUGCAAGUGUGAAUAAGUGAGAUCCCACCUGGACCCCCCCCCCCCCCCCCCCCCCAAGACUGUGUCGGCAUGCAGCCCCGCCCUCACAUAAAGGGGCAGCAUUGACCCGCCUGCAUCAUGUUUGUCCUUCACGCCUCGCUGCUCUGGGCUGAAAUCAAUCACCUUAUCAUUGUUAUUGAUUGUCGUCUCAUCUGUUGCUACUGUUUAGAUUAGAACCAGCAGGGUGAGCCGGUUUGCCUUCAUUUUUAUUUGCCAGUUUCAGAGACAUGUCAUUUCCAUAACAACAUAAUCAGAUUUGAACAGAGUAGCUUAUGUAAAUGUUUAAAAUGUUGAUUUGAAAAUAGAAUAAUUUUUAAAAGUAAUGUACAAAGUUUGAACUAAAUAACUAUGUUCUUCCUGCCUUGUUUAUCAUCAGUGCUAAUAUUUUAUUUAAUAAAACUCUGCUGCUCUACC
Messenger RNA from Oryzias latipes (Japanese medaka), 6728 nucleotides. It is a transcript of the gene vwa8, whose product is annotated as von Willebrand factor A domain containing 8. NCBI's taxonomy places the organism in Eukaryota, Metazoa, Chordata, Actinopteri, Beloniformes, Adrianichthyidae. Gene Ontology annotation, molecular function: ATP binding; ATP hydrolysis activity. The record is from RefSeq and is a predicted model, not a curated record. Gene Ontology annotation, cellular component: cytoplasm.